AUGUUUAUUCUAGAAGUGGCGGGCGGCGAAAGCUGGCGCGGCGUCGCCCGCUCGCCGUCCCGCGAGUCUGUCACUACGGACUUAUCGCUGUUCAGCGUCUCCAGCGCGGCCAGCGACGCGAGGGCUCUUAGACUACUCGCCUGCAAGGCCGGUCAGGGUCCGGAUCCGAACUUGCGAGUGGCCAGUCCACAUCCCGAAAGCAAGUUACAAAAACGGCCGUCGUCAGGGCUGCCGCUGCAGACGGCGGACGCGUGCAAGUCGCUGCUGGCGGGCUGCGCGGCCCUGUGCGCCGCGCUGGGGCUCCGGCGCUCGCUCAGCGCCGACGACGUCACCGCCGACAAGCCGCGCCCGCCGCGCAGCGCGACAUCAGAAGUGGGACUGUGCGCGGCGCUGGAAGCCCUCACGCUGAGCUCUGCCUCCCGGUCCUGCAGCACCUGGGUCGCAGUGGGCGGGUCACAGCUGCCGUCUCCUCAGCGCGCGAGUGUCCAACCCGCACAGCGACUACUCUCCGAUAACAAAAAGAUACGUCAGAACUAUAUAAAGCGGCGGCUGCUCACCACAUACAAGGCCUUGGAAAGAAUGUCUCAGUCCGAGUUCAAUUUGGAUAAGCUGGAGGCGGCGGCGGUCGCCUCGGCGCUCAGCACCGGCGGCGCGGGGCCCACCGUGCUGGCCGUGCCUACUGUGCCUAACGUGCACGCCGUGCACGCCGGGCCCACCGUGCACACACGCUUCGUGCAUCCAGAGGCAUGCGCCCUCGCGCUGACGGCGGCCGACCUGGAGCGCGAGCGUGGCCGCCCCCUCAGCAAGUACGAGAGAAAUAUGAUGAUCUUCAAUUGGCUUCACACCCUCGACGACCAGGCACCUUUCUAGGCUAUAGACUAGGAAUCCUCUAGACGGAGUUUACAGCAAUUAUUUCAUGAAACCGAUGCUGCCAAAAAUACUGGGGUGCGGGGGACGAGGGGAGCGAGUCCCGUGCCGUGAUUGGUCCGUUCAAAGACACGGACGUCACACAAAAACACUGACUCGAAAAUGAAGUAAAACUACCGUAUAUUUGUGGCAGAGUUACCGUAUAUUUGGGGUAGGGUUACUAUGCUCAGUCUGGAGGAUAUCUUGUCUGUGUUCUAGGCUAACUGAUAACCGAAACCUAUAUUGGUCAAAUCGAAGAGCAUAAAAAAAAGGAAUCUCGCUAUAAAAUGACCCGUUUUCAUUGUAAAAUGUGUUAGAGUAAAAAUAAGUAGGAAAAGGGGCGAGGCCCCCUAACCUCCUUAAGGAAGUACGAAAUAAUAUGUCUCUGUAAUCUUCAACUGGCUUCAUAACCUAGACCAGCGGUCGGCAACCAAUUAGCAGCCAAGGGCCACAUAGUAGUUAACGGAGGUGACGCGGGCCGUACUUUGUUAAUAUUUAUGACUUUAUGAGACAUUGUCGUUUGUCACUAUUACUUACAAAAUAGCCAAGGCGGCUCUCGGGCCACA
Cydia fagiglandana is the source of this 1472-nucleotide messenger RNA. RefSeq lists its product as uncharacterized. The transcript is spliced from 8 exons. The record is from RefSeq and is a predicted model, not a curated record. NCBI's taxonomy places the organism in Eukaryota, Metazoa, Arthropoda, Insecta, Lepidoptera, Tortricidae. Bases 1 to 870 code for a protein of 289 amino acids.